AUGCUGUCAUCGUGGCGUAACAGUAACAGUAGCAGUAGUAGUAACAGUAUCAGUUUUAGUAGUAACAGUAACAGUAACAGUAGUAGUAACAGUAUCAGUAGUAGUAGUAACAGUAACAGUAGUAGUAACAGUAACAGUAGUAGUAACAGUAACAGUAUCAGUAGUAGUAGUAACAGUAGUAGUAUCAGGAACAGUAGUAGUAGUAGUAACAGUAGUAGUAGUAACAGUAACAGUAUCAGUAGUAGUAACAGUAACAGUAGUAGUAACAGUAACAGUAACAGUAGUAGUAGUAACAGUAACAGUAGUAGUAGUAACAGUAGUAACAGUAACAGUAACAGUAGUAGUAGUAGUAACAGUAACAGUAGUAGUAACAGUAGUAACAGUAACAGUAACAGUAGUAGUAACAGUAACAGUAGUAGUAACAGUAGUAACAGUAACAGUAGUAGUAACAGUAGUAACAGUAACAGUAUCAGUAGUAGUAGUAGUAACAGUAACAGUAACAGUAGUAGUAGUAGUAACAGUAACAGUAGUAGUAACAGUAGUAACAGUAACAGUAACAGUAGUAGUAACAGUAGUAACAGUAACAGUAGUAGUAACAGUAGUAACAGUAACAGUAACAGUAGUAGUAACAGUAACAGUAGUCGUAGUAACAGUAACAGUAGUAGUAACAGUAACAGUAACAGUAGUAGUAACAGUAACAGUAGUAGUAGUAACAGUAACAGUAACAGUAGUAGUAACAGUAGUAACAGUAACAGUAACAGUAGUAGUAGUAACAGUAACAGUAACAGUAGUAGUAACAGUAGUAACAGUAACAGUAACAGUAGUAGUAACAGUAACAGUAGUAGUAGUAACAGUAACAGUAGUAGUAACAGUAGUAGUAUCAGGAACAGUAGUAGUAGUAACAGUAGUAGUAGUAACAGUAACAGUAACAGUAGUAGUAUCAGGAACAGUAGUAGUAGUAACAGUAACAGUAGUAGUAGUAACAGUAACAUUAACAGUAGUAGUAACAGUAGUAGUAUCAGGAACAGUAGUAGUAGUAACAGUAACAGUAACAGUAUCAGUAGUAGUAGUAACAGUAACAGUAUCAGUAGUAGUAACAGUAGUAGUAACAGUAACAGUAGUAGUAGUAACAGUAUCAGUAGUAGUAACAGUAACAGUAGUAGUAACAGUAGUAGUAGUAGUAGUAACAGUAACAGUAGUAGUAGUAGUAGUAGUAGUAACAGUAGUAGUAACAGUAACAGUAGUAGUAGUAGUAGUAGUAGUAGUAACAGUAGUAGUAACAGUAACAGUAGUAGUAACAGUAACAGUAGUAGUAGUAACAGUAACAGUAGUAACAGUAACAGUAGUAGUAGUAACAGUAACAGUAACAAUAGUAGUAGUAACAGUAACAGUAACAAUAACAGUAGUUACAGUAACAGUAGUAGUAACAGUAACAGUAGUAGUAACAGUAACAGUGACAGUAACAGUAGUAGUAACAGUAACAGUAGUAGUAACAGUAGUAGUAACAGUAACAGUAGUAGUAACAGUUACAGUAACAGUAACAGUAGUAGUAACAGUAACAGUAGUAGUAACAGUAGUAGUAACAGUAACAGUAGUAACAGUAACAGUAACAGUAGUAACAGUAACAGUAACAGUAGUAACAGUAACAGUAGUAAGAGUAAUAGUAGCAGCAACAGUAACAGUGACAUUGACAGUAACAGUAACAGUAGUAACAGUAGUAAGAGUAACAGUAGUAACAGUAACAGUAACAGUAGUAACAGUAGUAAGAGUAACAGUAGUAACAGUAACAGUAGUAACAGUAACAGUAACAGUAGUAACAGUAGUAAGAGUAACAGUAGUAACAGUAACAGUAACAGUAAUAGUAGCAGUAACAGUAACAGUGACAUUGGCUGUAACAGUACCAGUAGUAGCUGCAUUUGACAGUAACAGUAACAAUUACAGUACAAUUUAGCAUAAUAUACUCCAAAGACUAGAAGGUGCUGAGUUUCUCUCCUUUACAUUUUUCUGUUUCUCACGCUGUCUGUCUGUCUGUCUGUCUGUCUGUCUGUCUGUCUGUCUGUCUGUCUGCCUCUCUCUCUUUUAUUACAUACACUGAUAAACAAUAUAAACUCAACAUUUUACUGAGUUACAGUUCAUAGAAGGAAAUCAUUCAAUUGAAAUACAUUCAUUAAGCCUUAAUCUCUGGAUUUCAUAUGACUGGGAACACAGAUAUGCAUCUGUUGGUCACAGAGACCUUAAACAAAACGUAAUGGAGUGGAUCAGAUAACCAGUCAGUAUCUGGUGUGACCAUUUGCCUCAUGCAGCGCGACACAUCUCCUUCACAUAGAGUUGAUCAGACUGUUGAUUGUGGCAUGUGGAAUGUUGUCCCACUCCUCUUCAAUGGCUGUGCGAAGUUGCUGUAUGUUGGCGGGAACUGGAACACGCUGUUCAUCGCGUCAAUCCAGAGCAUCCCAAACAUGCUCAAUGGGUGACAUGUCUGUUGAGUUUGCAGGCCACGGAAGAACUGGGACAUUUUCAGAUUCCGGGAAACAUGAGGUGAUGGUGGUGAGGUGAUGGUGGUGGAUGAAUGGCACGACAACAAUGGGCCUCAGGAUCUCGUCAUGGUAUCUCUGUGCAUUCAAAUUGCCAUUAAUAAAAUGCAAUUGUGUUCAUUGUCUGUAGCUUAUGCCUGCUCAUACCAUAACCCCACCACCACCAUGGGGCACUCUGUUCACAACGUUGAUAAUCAAUAAACUGCUUGUUCACACAACGCCUUCUGCCCGGUACAGUUGAAACCAGGAUUCAUCCGUGAAGAGCACACUUCUCCAGCGUGCCAGUGGCCAUCGAGGGUGAGCACUGAAGUCGGUUACAACGCUGAACUUCAGUCAGGUCAAGACCCUGGUGAAGAACGACGAACACGCAGAUGAGCUUCCCUGAGACGGUUUAUGCAGAAAUUCUUUGGUUAUGCAAUCCCACAGUUCCAUCAGCAGUCCAGCAGUCUGGCUGGUCUCAGAUGAUCCCACAGUUCCAUCAGCAGUCCAGCAGUCUGGCUGGUCUCAGAUGAUCCCACAGUUCCGUCAGCAGUCCAGCAGUCUGGCUGGUCUCAGAUGAUCCCACAGUUCCGUCAGCAGUCCGGCAGUCUGGCUGGUCUCAGAUGAUCCCACAGUUCCAUCAGCAGUCCAGCAGUCUGGCUGGUCUCAGAUGAUCCCACAGUUCCAUCAGCAGUCCAGCAGUCUGGCUGGUCUCAGAUGAUCCCACAGUUCCGUCAGCAGUCCGGCAGUCUGGCUGGUCUCAGAUGAUCCCACAGUUCCGUCAGCAGUCCAGCAGUCUGGCUGGUCUCAGAUGAUCCCACAGUUCCAUCAGCAGUCCAGCAGUCUGGCUGGUCUCAGAUGAUCCCACAGUUCCAUCAGCAGUCCAGCAGUCUGGCUGGUCUCAGAUGAUCCCACAGUUCCAUCAGCAGUCCAGCAGUCUGGCUGGUCUCAGGUGAUCCCACAGGUGAAGACUGAUGUGGAGGUCCUGGGCUGACGUUGUUACGCAUGGUCUGUGGUUGAGGAGGUCCUGGGCUGACGUUGUUACGCAUGGUCUGUGGUUGAGGAGGUCCUGGGCUGACGUUGUUACGCAUGGUCUGUGGUUGAGGAGGUCCUGGGCUGACGUUGUUACGCAUGGUCUGUGGUUGAGGAGGUCCUGGGCUGACGUUGUUACGCAUGGUCUGUGGUUGAGGAGGUCCUGGGCUGACGUUGUUACGCAUGGUCUGUGGUUGAGGAGGUCCUGGGCUGACGUUAUUACGCAUGGUCUGUGGUUGAGGAGGUCCUGGGCU
Messenger RNA from Oncorhynchus nerka (sockeye salmon), 3796 nucleotides. RefSeq lists its product as uncharacterized. The transcript is spliced from 3 exons. NCBI's taxonomy places the organism in Eukaryota, Metazoa, Chordata, Actinopteri, Salmoniformes, Salmonidae. The record is from RefSeq and is a predicted model, not a curated record. The coding region runs from base 1 to 1920 and encodes 639 amino acids.